UAAUCACACUUCAAAUCUAAUCCACAAAACCAUUCACACCAUCUCCUCUCUUUUCUCUCAAUCUCUUUUUCUUUUCAUUAAAAGAAAUGGAAGACUACGAGCGUAACUCAAACUCUCCAACUCAUGAAGAUGAUUCUGAUGUACGUAAAGGUCCAUGGACCGAGAAAGAAGAUGCAAUCCUAGUCAACUUCGUGUCUGUCCAUGGUGAUGCUCGUUGGAACCACAUCGCUCGUUCUUCUGGGCUUAAGAGAACUGGUAAGAGUUGCAGAUUAAGAUGGCUUAACUACUUACGUCCAGAUGUUAGAAGAGGCAACAUCACUCUCGAAGAACAAUUUAUGAUCCUCAAACUCCAUUCUCUAUGGGGCAAUAGAUGGUCGAAGAUAGCACAGUAUUUACCGGGAAGAACAGAUAAUGAAAUAAAGAAUUAUUGGAGAACUCGAGUGCAAAAGCAAGCCAAACACCUAAGAUGCGAUGUUAAUAGCAAUCUUUUCAAAGAGACUAUGCGAAACGUUUGGAUGCCGAGAUUAGUGGAAAGGAUCAACGCCCAAUCAUCAUCCGCCACGUGUGAGCAAGUGGAGUCAAUGAUGAUCGCCGACCCAGGUCAACCUAUUGACGUACCGAGUCCGGGCGAACCGGGUUACGUUCAAUUCAACCCUCAUCAUCAUAAUCAGCAGCAAUUCUUGCCGGCUACGGAGAUAUCAGCGACGUCUUCGAAUUCGCCGGCAGAGACGUUAUCGGACGUUCAAGGCGGGGCGGUGAACGGGUCGGGAUAUGACCCGGUGGGUCAAACGGGUUUCGGGGAGUUCAACGAUUGGGGCUGUGUUGGUGGGAACAACAUGUGGACCAAUGACGAGAGUUUAUGGUUCUUGCAGGACCAGUUCUGCCACGAAACGACAUCGUAUUCGUAUAAUUAAGGAAAAUUAUACGAUCACACGAUACGUUAACGAGGAAUUCAAUUGCGUCACGUUUGGGUGUUACAACUAUUCAUUCGUGCGUGAUGCCAUUUUAGUAGAUACGUCCUUGGUAUACGAAUCUUGACUUAAUUAUUAUAUGCUUUUUUACCCCGAUGAUAUUAAAGAUCUGAUCAUCACGCGAGGAUACUAAGAUUUGUGAUAUAUGUGAAUUAAAGUUCUUAAUUUUAUUUGAUGUUA
Camelina sativa (false flax) is the source of this 1151-nucleotide messenger RNA. Its product is annotated as transcription factor MYB108-like. Gene Ontology annotation, molecular function: DNA-binding transcription factor activity; sequence-specific DNA binding. The record is from RefSeq and is a predicted model, not a curated record. NCBI's taxonomy places the organism in Eukaryota, Viridiplantae, Streptophyta, Magnoliopsida, Brassicales, Brassicaceae. Gene Ontology annotation, cellular component: nucleus. Gene Ontology annotation, biological process: regulation of DNA-templated transcription.